This is a messenger RNA of Megalobrama amblycephala (Wuchang bream), 1001 nucleotides long. Its product is annotated as hepatic lectin-like. Bases 27 to 488 code for a protein of 153 amino acids. The transcript has 2 exons. Lineage: Eukaryota; Metazoa; Chordata; Actinopteri; Cypriniformes; Xenocyprididae. The record is from RefSeq and is a predicted model, not a curated record.
AGCAGAGAGGAUCUGUGUGAGCAGUCAUGGACGGGAGUCUGUUUGUGCUGCUGCUGCUGCUGUCAGGGCUCUUCUGGAGCAGUUCUGCUCUUUCUCGUCAGUACCACUAUAUAAAUUUGAGAAUGUCGUGGCCAGAGGCUCAGAGUUACUGCAGAGAGAAGUAUACUGACCUGGCUACUGUAGACACCAUGGAUGAUGUGAACAGGCUGGUAAAUAUAGUGGAUGCUGGAUACAGCGGAUCUGUGUGGAUUGGACUGAAGAGAGGGACACAGAAACGCUGGGCUUGGUCUAAUGGAGAAGAAAAAUUUUCUCCGUACUCUAACUGGGCUUCAGGAGAGCCAAAUGAGAAUGCAUCUUGUGCAGCUUAUUUUUUCGGGGUCUGGUAUGAUAUUGCAUGUAGCCAUGGACGAUAUUUUACAUGCUACAAGGGUGAGUUCCCUGUUCUUUUAAAUUUAUUGAGCAGUUUAACUGGGAAAGAAGAGCUAUAAACUGAUUCUUUUUUUCUCUCAUUAGAAAAUAAUGGAUACGUUAUGAUUCAAAGUGCUAAAAACUGGAGUGAUGCUCAGAGCUACUGCAGACAGUAUUACACAGAUCUGCCCUCCAUCCACAACUCUAAAGAAAAUAACCAGAUAACUCGGGUUGUGUUCUAUGGAUAUUACACCUGGUUUGGUCUGUUCCAGGACUCUUGGGAAUGGUCUGACAAAUGGAGCCGCUUCUUUAGAAACUGGGCAGCAGGUCAACCAUCCCAGAGUUCAGGAUCUGGUGACUGUGUCGGCAUGUCAAGGAAAGAUUCUGGGAAAUGGGCCCAUGAAAGCUGUGAUCUGGAGUAUCCUUUUAUCUGCCAUGGAUGUAAGCAACUAACAAAUUAGAGCAUGUUAGACAGAAUGACUAUCAUUUCAUGUUCUGAAGUAUUGUGCAUUAUUUAACAGUGAGUGAGUACAAACACAACAAUAUGCUGAUUACUAUUAAAAAAAAAAUCUUUCUAAAAACCUGACACUUAG